UAUAAACUGCCUCAGUGGGUUUAGAGUAAAAUACUUACGUAUGCCUUAGUUGUGCUUACAUAAAACAAAUAAAAAAAUUUAUAAUACAGUUUAAAUAAUUCUUGCAAAAACAGAAAACAAAUAUGCUGUUCGUUUUGAUUCUGUUAAAUUUGAUUGUCGUAACAUCAACCAAUGAUAAUUGGCAUCAACUUGAUGGCAUCGAAUAUUACAUUGAGUAUACAGCAGUUAUUGGAGUUGAUAAAGCAAAGGAAGGUUGUAAAGCAAUAAGCGCCAUUCUAGCUGUUGUUAAAUCUCAACGAAUUCAAGAUUUUCUUGUCAAAAAUAUCAAUACCACAAAGUUAACAGUUAAACCAUAUUCAUUCUACAUUGGUUUGCGUCGUCCCAGUUCAAAUACAUUGGAAUGGUCGGAUGGUACAACAACUAAUACAUCGGUCUUCACUUAUUGGGCUGGUAAUGCGAAAAAAUACGACAACAGGAAACCUUGUGUUACCAUGGGAUACCAAGCAUCAUUGGAUGCGUCAUUUAAAUGGAAGAUUGAAGAAUGCGGGAAGACCCAUCGUUAUAUUUGUCAAAGGGCUGCUCCCACCACUUUACCCCCUACAACAACAGAAAUAACAACAAUACAAGAAACAACAACAACAACAACAACAACCACAAAUUUUAUUAUUUAUGUUGCAAUUGGAAUUGGAGCAAUUGUAGUCAUUUUAAUAAUUGGAAUAAUCUACUUUAAGUUUUUCAGGAAAAAACAAGAAUCCAGUGAAGCAGAAAUGCGCGAAAACGUGUUGUACGGCAUAACUAACCAUGCAAGUACUUUGGAUACGAACCAAAGUGUUUACGAAACCGCUGACAAAGUAUCUCCAGUGUACAGUUAUGCCGGUGAAGGCAGUUCAAGUGGGGUACCGCGCAGUGAAAAUACUUUGGUCAUACACUCAGUGAACCAGGAAAUUAAGUUUGUUAAUCCAAAUGCUGUUUAUAGCGAAGUAAAUCAAAGUAGUGUUUAUUCUGUCGUGAAAAAAUAAGAUUUCCAUAUAAAAAAAGUUAAAAAAAAUAUGGAUUUCACACACAAAAAAUGAAAGACAUAAGAAUUUCCACACAUAAAAAAAUUAAAAUAUCAGAUUUCAAUCAUAAAAAAUAUAAUGUAAAUAACUGUAAAUUAUACCAGAGGUAAUAAAA
Molecule: messenger RNA, 1173 nt
Organism: Ciona intestinalis (vase tunicate)
Lineage: Eukaryota; Metazoa; Chordata; Ascidiacea; Phlebobranchia; Cionidae
Source: RefSeq, a predicted model, not a curated record